Molecule: messenger RNA, 1239 nt
Organism: Orycteropus afer afer
Lineage: Eukaryota; Metazoa; Chordata; Mammalia; Tubulidentata; Orycteropodidae
Product: septin-7
Exons: 1
Biological process (GO): cilium assembly; cytoskeleton-dependent cytokinesis
Cellular component (GO): septin ring; cell division site; septin complex
Molecular function (GO): GTP binding; molecular adaptor activity; GTPase activity
Source: RefSeq, a predicted model, not a curated record
AUGUCGGUUAGUGCGAGAUCCACUGAUGCUGAGGAGAGGAGCGUCAACAGCAGCACCAUGGUAGCUCAACAGAAGAACCUUGAAGGCUAUGUGGGAUUUGCAAAUCUCCCAAAUCAAGUAUACAGAAAAUCAGUGAAGAGAGGAUUUGAAUUUAUACUUAUGGUAGUAGGUGAAUCUGGAUUGGGAAAGUCAACGUUAAUCAACUCGUUAUUCCUCACAGAUUUGUACUCUCCAGAGUAUCCCGGUCCUUCCCAUAGGAUAAAAAAGACUGUACAAGUGGAACAAUCCAAAGUUUUAAUCAAAGAAGGUGGAGUUCAGUUACUGCUCACAAUAGUUGAUACCCCAGGAUUUGGAGAUGCAGUGGAUAAUAGUAAUUGCUGGCAGCCUGUUAUCGAUUACAUUGAUAGUAAAUUUGAGGACUACCUAAAUGCAGAAUCUCGAGUGAACAGACGCCAGAUGCCUGACAACAGAGUGCAGUGUUGUUUAUACUUCAUUGCUCCUUCAGGACAUGGACUUAAACCACUGGAUGUUGAGUUUAUGAAGCGCUUACAUGAAAAAGUGAAUAUCAUCCCACUCAUUGCCAAAGCAGACACACUCACGCCAGAGGAGUGCCAACAGUUUAAAAAGCAGAUAAUGAAAGAAAUCCAAGAACAGAAAAUUAAAAUAUAUGAAUUUCCAGAAACAGAUGAUGAAGAAGAAAAUAAGCUUGUUAAAAAGAUAAAGGACCGUUUACCUCUUGCUGUGGUAGGUAGUAAUACUAUCAUCGAAGUUAAUGGCAAAAGGGUAAGAGGAAGACAGUAUCCUUGGGGUGUUGCUGAAGUUGAAAAUGGUGAACAUUGUGAUUUUACAAUUCUAAGAAAUAUGUUGAUAAGAAUGCACAUGCAGGACUUGAAAGAUGUCACUAAUAAUGUACACUAUGAGAACUACAGAAGCAGAAAACUGGCAGCUGUGACUUAUAAUGGAGUUGAUAACAACAAGAAUAAAGGGCAGCUUACAAAGAGCCCUUUGGCACAAAUGGAAGAAGAAAGAAGAGAGCAUGUAGCCAAGAUGAAGAAGAUGGAGAUGGAGAUGGAGCAGGUGUUUGAGAUGAAGGUCAAAGAAAAAGUUCAGAAAUUGAAGGACUCUGAAGCUGAGCUCCAACGGCGUCAUGAGCAAAUGAAAAAGAAUUUGGAAGCACAGCACAAAGAAUUAGAGGAAAAACAUCGUCAGUCUGAGGAUGAGAAAGCAAACUGGGAAGCU